AUUUGGCCUGUCCCCAACUUUUCUUGUCCUGGCUCAUCACAUCUGCGCUCUGAAUAGCUUUGAACUCAGUCUCGACUGCCAGCAUCUUUCCCGAUUUACGGCUGACCCCGCCGUCCCAUGUCAACCUGGUCGUUGGCGCGUGAGUGAGCCGUCACAUCCACGAAUUCAUCAUGGCGACCGACUAUGAAGGCCCCGAUCCCGCCACUUUCUUUGUUCGAGCUCUUUACGAUUAUCGAUCUGCUGAUUCCUCUUCUCUCACAUUCCACAAAGGGGACCUAAUCGAGGUGCUCACCCAGCUAGAUUCGGGCUGGUGGGAUGGCCUGCUGGAGGACGAGCGAGGGUGGUUCCCAAGCAAUUAUGUGGUUCCUGUAUCGGAACACGAGGUAGAACAAGAAUUUCGAGAUAAUGGCUACUAUCAAGAACGACUGGAAAUCGUACCAGAGUCCAUGGCACCAGGGCAGAGCAGCUUAAUCAAUGACCCGUCAUGGGGGUCGAAUGAAAAUAAUAUGGGAGCAAGUGUGGCGACGUCGACGCUGUCUUCCUUUGUACCUCACUCUGCUCGUGCCCCUUCUACCGAGUCUUGGAUUCCGAAGAUGUCUCAAUCGGGCCAUAUAUACUACCUUAACCCAGAUACCGGCGAGGAAAGCAGCGAGCUUCCAACAAUGCUGGAGGAUCACACAGAAGAGGAUACGACAUCACGGGAAGCAAGCAUGAACAACAUGUUUGACUCAUCCCGUCAUGCUGAUUUGAGCGUGAUGGAUGGCCAAGCGGGACCGCGCGGUCGUACGCCGGAUCCUUGGAUCCGCAAGAUGACUGACGAUGGAAUGGCAUAUUACUACUGGAAUCCUGUCAAUCACGAAGUUCGUUGGACCCCCCCGUCACCUGCUUUGGGCGCUAGAGAACGUCGAGAUCUUGUGAGUCAGACGUACACGAAUGGCACCAUGAGACGUGGGACGGCCAGCUCGGCUGCCUCAGAUUUUGCCGGCUUGUAUGCCGAUGGUCCGUUCUAUAAUGGCCCGUUGCACGAUGUGCCGACUCUAUUCGCGGAGUUGGGAUACGGCGACAGCUACAACACGAAUACGGACCGAAGGCCGCUGCCCUCCAUCAGCAGCAGCAGUGCUUAUUCCGGCGGUCGUCGACCUAGAGCAAUUCGACGUCUACCGGAUGCGCCCCUUGUUGACCACCACACGGCUCUGGAAUUCGCGAUCGACCUGCAAUCGGCUAUGGAACCUGAGGAGACAUCGCCCUCCAUCCAGGAAUGCUCCACCUCGGCUCGUGAAUCCAUUCAAGUGGUGAUCGACACUGCCACGCAUGUUAUGGACGAAAGUCCCAACACUCCCCGCGACGGCAUCGAUUUCAUCCGAGAGCGACGACUAGAAGGUCGCUUUGAUAAUCAUGACAACCAGCAUCCCCAGUUAUCUGGCCGUGUUGCCAUAGCAGCGUCCACAGUAUUGGAUCUUCUGCUUGCUUCCGGAAAACUCUUGCCGCCUAUCCAAGAAUCGGACUUGAACGGCGAAGCACCUACGCAGGAAUACCUGAAAACUGUUACUUCGGACCCACUGACAGGAUUCCAUCGAAAAGUGGCUGCCAAUCUUUCUCGUCUCAUCCUCUCUGCUCGCGCUGCAGACUCCGUCCCAGAUGCUCGACCUCCGGAAAUGGCAGCCACGUUAGAACGUGACGCCCGCGAUCUGGAAAGAUCCGUCGUUGCAUUCGUACUGGAACUCGACAAGAAGAGCGGGGUGUCUUCUUCUCGUCGUAUCAGAGCCUCUCUUAGCUCUGGGCACGGUGUUGCUGGUAUCGGAACAGGUAUCCUUGGUGGCGGUGUUGGUUCGAGCUGGAAGGCGAAUGGAUUUGUCUCUCCCCAGGACGAAGAGACGACUUGCCGGACCGUUCCAGGUGCCGAUGCGAUCAAGGACUUAAACGAGCUCGGCAUCUCCGUAGAUGAUCAACUCACCAAGCUAUCAGAAGUAAUCAACAUGGCAUACAGCCAUCCGUACGAUACAAUCGUAGGAUCCUCUACAGAUCCUUAUUUGGAGAACGGCGACCCGAUUGUAGCAGAAUCGAGUUUCAGCGAAGUGCCGCCAAGUAUAUCACGGGAAGUAACUAUGCAAGUUGUCCAACAAUCCCAAGUUGUUCUUGCGGAGCUUAGUCGGUUUCUACACUUCGCUGAAGACCUAGAUCUUGCUUCACAUCUCGAUUUCGACGGCAGCCCGGGGCCCAUAUCUGUGACAGCUGCCCCCAACGCUCUGCCGGAUGACUACGGAUCCAAUGUUCGACAAGCAAGACACCUUGUUCGCGCGUUCGAGAUUCUCAAACAAUCGAUAUAUGACCAAGGCUCGUUACUCUUGCUGGAUGCCCAGAGAGCAUGUUCUCUUCGUUCGACCGCGCUAGUAGAGAACUUCAAUGAAAGCCCUUUCCACGGCAUGCUGUCAGCUUCGUCAACCCUGAAGUCUGGAGUAAUUGAAGUCUUAGAAACGUUGGAAUCCCUUGUGGACAUUGUUACAGCGCAAGCAGGGGCAGCCCUGCGUAGCGAACAAGGUCAUAUCGGGUCACGCUCCCCCAAUCAUCACCAGUUGGCCCACAGCACCUCUGGCGAUUUCGCUGCCGUGGUCGGACGCAAUACAUCUGGCAACACUUUUGCCGGUCUCAUCGAACGGGACAGCGAAUCGACGAUUGUAAAUCCCAUUCACCCUUUCAGUGCGGCAGGAGGCUCGGAGAGCUAUCGAUCCCGAACUCAUAGACGUAGAAGCGACAUACCUGCUACCGAUAACAGCGCAUCGGCCGCAACGAAUACUGCUAUUCCAUCUCAUCCUCCUGCGGAGUCUCCAACUCUUGCGGAUGACAUCAUGCGCAACGAUUCUGACUGGCCUCCUGACGAUAUUGCGGUGCCGAAGAAUCCAGAUCCAUCAGACCCCGUCGUCAUUUCAAAGCGAGAACGGAAGUUGAAAAACCUCCUUGGCGCCGAUGCUCCCAUCGCCGCGCAAACAACCCCUACCGAGUCUGAAUAUAUGAGAAGAAUGUACGGGCCCCCAGAUAUCCUACUAAACUCAGAUCUUGGGGUUCGCGGAGGCACUCUUCCUGCGCUGGUUGAGCAUUUGACAUUACAUAACAGAUUGGAUUCCACGUUCAACGAGACAUUCUUAAUGACUUUCAAGUCUUUCGCUACAGUCGAUGAAGUUGUGACGGAAUUGAUCACGCGAUUCAAUCUACCACCACCUCCAAAUCUCUCUCCACAGCAGUACGCUGAAUGGAAAGAUGACAAGCAAAAGCGAUAUCGUUUCAGAACAAUGAACAUAUUGAAGGCGCUUAUUCAAUCCCAAACGUUGGACCAGAAUGACCUUCACGUGUUGGAUCGAAUUAGAGACUUCGCUGAGAGCAUUCAAGAAUCAGAUAUGAUGGCUCCUAAAAUGCAAGUGCUGCAGACAAUCAAAAUGAGAACGGACGAGGCACAGGCCAAAAAGUACACAGCGAAUGGACUGCAAGAUCCGCCUCCGUCAAUAUUGCCAAAGAACUUGAAGAAGUUCAAAUUGCAUGAACUGGACCCGGUUGAACUGGCACGUCAGUUAACUAUUAUGGAGAGUCGGCUUUUCAACCGUGUGCAUGCCAUUGAGUGCCUGGAACGUGGAAAGGACAAAUCCACGAACACUGAGGACAACAUCAAGGCUAUCAUACAUAUGAGUAAUCAAAUGGCAGCAUGGGUCACGGACACAGUGCUGGCAAAGGACGAGGUAAAGAAGCGUGCUGCAGUUAUCAGGUUCUGGAUCAGUGUUGCGGAGCAAUGCAAACGACUCAAAAAUUUCUCCACAAUGGCUGCUCUUGUGGCCGGUCUGAACUGUCCUCCUAUCCGACGGUUACGAAGGUCAUGGGAGCAGGUUCAUCAGCGCGCGAACGCCGUCCUGGCUGAUCUGGAGAAGACGAUUGAUUCGGGCAGAAAUUUCGCCGAGUACCGGAGACUACUAGCCACCAUUGAUCUGCCCUGCGUCCCUUUUUUUGGCCUAUUUUUGAAAGACCUUACAUUCAUACAAGACGGGAACAAUAACUUCAUUCCUGUGGCUGGCGGAAAAGUUAUCAACUUUGACAAACGUCAGAAGUCUUCCCAAGUGAUCCGAGAAAUUCGACGCUACCAGGCUGCAUCAUACGAUCUUAUGCCUGUCGAAGUCAUUAUUGAAUUCAUCGAACAGAGCUUGGAGUCGGUGCACCAAGAAACUGAUUACUGGCCGAUAAGUCUCGAAAGAGAGCCCCGAGAGAGAGAAGAAGAGAGGAUGGCCCGCCUGCUACAGGAAUCUGGUUUCCUAUGAUGGGUGCUAACAGUGCCUUCGUGUCACGACUGUACUAUACCGAUAUCAUGUCCUAGCACAAGUCCAAUUGCUUCUAUGUAUAGGCACGGAGACAAAUGGAAGUUUAUC
Dacryopinax primogenitus is the source of this 4406-nucleotide messenger RNA. RefSeq names its product ras GEF. Gene Ontology annotation, cellular component: plasma membrane. Gene Ontology annotation, molecular function: guanyl-nucleotide exchange factor activity; protein binding. Gene Ontology annotation, biological process: positive regulation of GTPase activity; Ras protein signal transduction. Bases 171 to 4298 code for a protein of 1375 amino acids. The record is from RefSeq and is a predicted model, not a curated record. Lineage: Eukaryota; Fungi; Basidiomycota; Dacrymycetes; Dacrymycetales; Dacrymycetaceae. The transcript has 9 exons.